AUGACUCCAACACAAAAACAACCAUUCCUGAUGCGCUCUUUGUUCUCCUCAAAGAAACACCUACGCGCCAAGAAUGGCUUCAACGACAUACCCACGCCAUCCCCAACCUCACAGCAACUCGCGCUUAGCAUCCCAGAAAUCCUCGAAAACAUUCUCUCCUUCCUCAGCCUAAAAAGCAGACAGGAUGCUUCGCAACUGGUCUGCAAGCAGUGGUAUGCCGUCUGCAAGGGCCUCAUCCCUGUCUCUUACAACUGGAUUCUUCGCCUAACCCCCAGCGACAACAACAGCAACGACAUCGACAUGGAGGAGCGAAUCAUCAUAGAGGGAAUUUCCUCCGCUAAUAACAUCAUCGUCAAGGUCGACGGGGACACUUCAGUAGCAGGGACUUCCAAGCAACGGCUCAACUCCUGGGCAACAAUGAUGGACAUGCUAUCCAGCAUUGUUCAGGACCAUAACGACCGACGACGGCACCUAAGACUGCAGUCCAUCCACCUACGAGAGGGAAUCCUCGAGAACUUUGCCGUCCAAUUGCCUCAGCUGCCCGCCCUUACCACCCUGUCGACUCUUAGGAUCGAUGUCAUUGUGCGGUGGGACAUUAUUCAUCUGUUGACGAUCCUCAAAGCAUGUCCCAACCUCGAGGAGUUAUCCGUCAAACCAACAUACGCUGCCGACAUACCUUACCGGUCGACCCAUCUCGCAGCAAAUCAGGACUUUGCGAUAACAUCUCAGGGGGAAUUUUCAAUCAUGAGCAAAUCCAAUGUGCAGAAAACAAUGACCCGACUCCGAAUGUGCAGUCUGCAUAACAUGACCAUCGCUCUGCCUGCUUUGAGGGCAAUUCUUGAAGCAAGCCCUCUUCUUUCGAGACUGGACCUUCUGCGAUGCAAACAUCUGGUGCGACCGGGAGAGACAUCAACCUUUUUCGAUGGCCAGCGCGCCCACAGUCUCAACUAUACCGCGUUCAUCAUCCGUCUUGUCGGGCAACACUGCCCCAACCUCAAGAUUUUCCACCUGUCACCCUCCCGCGGUAGUGGUCAUGGACUGAGCACCCCAGAGGCGAUCUCCAUCCUCAACACCUUUCCACACAUGGAGGAGUGCAACCUCACGGACCAGAAGAUCGAUGCAGGCCUUUUGAAGUCUCUGAAGGCGGUAACUAACAGGAUCACGACUUUAAACAUCGUGCCAGUAUAUCUGACUACCUCCUUUACCGGUGGGAUCCCUCUGCGCGAGAUUCUGUGCACGUUCCAGCACCUGGUCCACCUCCGAGCCCCCAAUGCGAUCUACUACAUCGAGGACAUGGAUUUGAACGAUGUUCAGGGACAGCUACUGGAAAUCAACGAUCGCAAGCACGGAACCAACAGAUACUCGACUCGAUCAACUCAACCUAUCAGGAAAGACGACCCUGACAUAGCUCGGCAGUACAUUUGGGCAUGCCGCGGUCUCAAGACACUGCAUAUGGCGGUGGGCUACCGCAGGUCGGAUUCCAACUCUACCGAAACGUCAUUGAUCAUCUUUGGAUUCCUGAGCAGGAUGUGCCCACUGUUACAAGAGUUGCAUCUCAAGAGAUGGGUCAUGAAUCUCAAGUUUGCGGGUGGACUGUCAUUGUUGACCCGACUUCAGGACCUGGAACGCGUCAGGAUCCAGAUAGACCGUUACUACCGGGCAGACAAAGAAUGCUUCUCUUGGCUAAAGUCAGCAGCUCUGCCAUCGACCUGGGGCGGAUUGACAUACCCGCUUGUUCAUCGUCGCGCUCGCAAUGACCUCCGUCGACGGUACCAAGAGUUACCACCCCCAGAGGUAGCAAAUGCAGAGUCCAAGUUAGUUGAGCGAGGUCAGGAGUUAGGGAUAGAGUUGGCCAAAGUUGGGCAUGGUGACGACCUACUGGAUUGGAUGGACGAUCACUAUGGAGUCAGCGCGUCUGCAUCUCAUCGCAAGGAGAGGUUGACGACUUUACCCAAGCUGCAGUUGUUCUGGAUCGAGUUUUCGGAGCAGCGGGGAGGUUCAGAUUGGAGAAAGUUGGAGGCCUUUGUUGCUGGGAUCCGGCCGAGUGUUGACUUUCAGAUGCGCACUAUCUCUGGCAAUGUUUUCUACAGCAGCUUCUCGCAAUACUACUGA
Messenger RNA from Linnemannia hyalina, 2112 nucleotides. The record is from the annotation of a GenBank genome assembly. Lineage: Eukaryota; Fungi; Mortierellomycota; Mortierellomycetes; Mortierellales; Mortierellaceae.